AUGCCGCCCAUACGAACAACCCGCAACAAAAAACCGCCACCGGCGGGCUUCGAGGAUAUCGAAGAUACGCUGCUUGAAUUCAGCAACAAAAUGAAAGACGCCGAGAACGCAUCGCACGAGGGCAAGAAGAGGCAUGAAGUCCACUGGCCGAUUUUUCAGAUCAGUCAUCAAAGGUCGAAAUAUAUCUACGAUUUGUACUACGAAAAAGAAGCCAUUACAAAACAACUUUACGACUGGCUAUUGAAGAACAAAUACGCUGACGCGAACCUGAUUGCAAAAUGGAAGAAACAGGGCUAUGAGAAGGUAUUCUACCCCGUUCUCUCUUCUUUCUAG
Molecule: messenger RNA, 333 nt
Organism: Talaromyces rugulosus
Lineage: Eukaryota; Fungi; Ascomycota; Eurotiomycetes; Eurotiales; Trichocomaceae
Exons: 2
Coding region: 1-333 (110 amino acids)
Biological process (GO): mRNA splicing, via spliceosome
Cellular component (GO): nucleus; spliceosomal complex
Source: RefSeq, a predicted model, not a curated record